Molecule: messenger RNA, 1134 nt
Organism: Salmo salar (Atlantic salmon)
Lineage: Eukaryota; Metazoa; Chordata; Actinopteri; Salmoniformes; Salmonidae
Gene: hoxd9ab
Product: homeobox protein HoxD9ab
Biological process (GO): embryonic skeletal system morphogenesis; regulation of transcription by RNA polymerase II; proximal/distal pattern formation
Cellular component (GO): nucleus
Molecular function (GO): RNA polymerase II cis-regulatory region sequence-specific DNA binding; DNA-binding transcription factor activity, RNA polymerase II-specific
Source: RefSeq, marked provisional
GAUUCAUGUAACCAAUCCCUGAAGAAUGAAGCCAGCAAAAAUACUGUGAUUCUUCAGAGGAAAGGUUUCCAUAACAGUGUAACCUUUUAUAUGAUUACGAAGGGAUCCAAAAAUGUCGACCAGUAGCACUCUAAGUAACUAUUAUGUGGACUCUAUAAUGGGGCAUGAAGCAGAGGAUGUGUACAGGCCACGCUUUGUCCAGUCUCCGCACAGUACGACCUCAAUGCCACCAGGUGUUGGGGACAAUGCAGAUUUUUCCUCCUGCAGUUUUGCACCCAAGUCAGCCGUUUUCCCAGGGUCUUGGUCCUCGGUUCACACGCAGUCCACCGCCGCAGUGACAGGGAUUUACCAUCCUUACGUCCAGUCCCACCUCUCCGCAGCAGACAGCAGAUAUGUUCGGUCGUGGAUAGACCCAAUUUCUAACAACGUUUCUUUCUCCGGUUUUCACUAUAACAGCCGACAUUAUGGAACAACUGUAACCAAGCCCGAAAGUUUACCACUGAAAAGGACUGAGAGUGCCACUUUUGAGACAGAGACUCCGGUGGUUGUCCCUGGCCCUGCUUAUGCUUGUGGAUUGUCCGAAUGCCCGAAAAAUGUGGCCAAAGAGAGCGUUGGCAGUGAUACUUCGAAUCACAGCGAGCCUAAAGAAGAGAAACAACAACUUGACCCAAACAACCCUGCAGCAAACUGGAUUCAUGCACGUUCAACAAGGAAGAAGCGAUGUCCAUAUACAAAAUAUCAGACUCUAGAACUGGAAAAAGAAUUCCUUUACAACAUGUAUUUGACACGAGAUCGACGAAACGAAAUGGCUCGAAAUCUCAAUUUAACUGAAAGGCAGGUCAAAAUCUGGUUCCAGAACAGAAGGAUGAAAAUGAAAAAGAUGAACAGAGAGAGAGGCAGUAAGGAUCGCUUAUAGCCCAUGCUAGAGUGGAUGUGUAAUCCCUCGCCUUUUGAUGUACCAUAUUGUUGUAAUUACUUGGAAUAAAACGUUUUUUUUUUUUUUUUGGUUUGAAUCAAAGUUAAUGUUGAGUCUUAAACGAAGUACUCCAGAACUCGAGUAUUUAUGCCCAGUAUGAGCCCAUGGGAAUGUGCUUGCGUAUCGUUUUCUUCGUGGUGUAUUUGAACAAUGUCAUG